Enterobius vermicularis (human pinworm) is the source of this 156-nucleotide messenger RNA. Lineage: Eukaryota; Metazoa; Nematoda; Chromadorea; Rhabditida; Oxyuridae. The record is from the annotation of a GenBank genome assembly.
AUGAGGGAUAUUCAGGGACUGCGAGGACUGGCUAUAAUUUAUGUGCUUAUUUUCCACCUAGAGCAACUGUUUAAAGCGACAGUUUUUCUUUUUUUUUUUCACGAAAAACAUAAACAACUACGACUUCUUUCUUCAUACUUGGUCUCUUGCUGUUGA